GCUCACCGGCCCCGGGGAACCGAGAUGUCCUCUUGAGAGAAAACCAGAAAGUGGUCGUCGGCUCGGGGAGAGUCCCCGCUUCUGGCUGAGGGAGUGAUCUCUGGUCGCUCACAGGAACGCAGGUGGGGUUGCAGGAAGUUGAAAGGGAAGUGAGGACCAGACCUCAGACCCCGGAGGGAUACCAGCACGUACCCCCUGAUUUCCGCCCGCCGCUGAGGCUUUUGCGCAUCGUAACCGCAGAGAAGCAGAUACGAGGUUCAUGUCCGCACGACAGAGAAACGGGGAGACUCGCACCAGCGACGAAAUCGCGGGGACGCCUCAGGCUCAGGGCUGCCUGGUCUGGAUGGCUGUGUGAUGACGAUGGAAGUAAACCAAGCAGUUGGAGGAUGUCCCCCCAAAUUCGGUCUGUGGGGUCCGCAAGAGACGAUUGGACGGCUAAAGAAGGAGGCCCUGCCGCUCUCCACGACGGCCAGGUUGUGGGCUGAGGCAGAACCGGAUGGUGGAAGCAACCCCGGUGCCCAUCCAUGGAUGAAAGGGUGAACAGGCACAGGGGAUGCACACGGUGGAAUAUUACACAGCCAGGAAAAAGAGUCACAUUCUCGCACAGGCUACAGUGUGAACACAUGAUGCUUGGUGAGAGAAGCCAGACAGAAUUGAAUAAAAAAUGUCCCAAACAGCCAAAUCCACAGAGACAGGAAGAAGAUCAGUCAUCUCCAAGGGCUGGGGGGAGGAGAAAAUGAGGAAUGGGGCACCACGGGUCUCUUUUGGGGACACAACAACAUCCUGGAUCUACAAAAUCACUCCACACAGAAAAAUGUACUUGAUACUCCUGAACUGUUCACUUACAAAUGGAUAAUUUGAUGCGAUGCCAAUUUUGCCAGAAUUAAAAAUAAAAUAAAAAACAGUUGCAAGCAGCUCAUCGAACAAGAACUUCCUGGAGAAACGCAUGACAUCGAAAAUGAGAAGGCACAUUCUGACGACCUGGAUAAACGGUAGCAUGAUCUGCUCGUUAGGCACAGGUACGGACAGUUCUUCCCUUGACUUACUGAAUGUGUUUUCUCUUUCUUCACAGAACCCACCAAGAAACCAGGCUCAGACGUCUACCCGAAGCCGAAGCCGCCGUACCCCCCUCAGCCCGGAAGUCCCGACAGCGGGGGAAACAUCUACCCCCGGCCGAAGCCCGUGCCCCCUCGGCCGCAGCCUGGCUACCCUGAGGGUGGAGGUUACAUCAGUGACCGGGACCUGGACGACGGCCGCUACCCGCCCCAGCCCCGGCCCAGGCCGCCGGCAGGCGGCGGCGGCUACAACCCCGGUCAUGACGGCUACGGAUCCCACGAUGGCAGUGGACACACCACCUACGGCGACAGCGACGAACCGGAGAACGUCUGAGGCUGUCCGGGUGCACCCGCCGCGCUGGGAACAGGACGCCCACGAGACUCCCGUCCUCCACGCCUGUGGAGAACCCCUCUCAUUCUCGGCCUCAUUCACAAACCUGGACGUGUUUUUGUCUCCCCUGUUUGACGUGCAACCUCCUGACCCAGAACCUCCCCUUCCUAGGACAGGCUGUUCCCACCUGUCACGUACACAGCUGGCCAGGGGGGCCCCAAGGUGGCCGGCCUGUGCUCAUGGCAUCCUUCACGUGGACACAGAUUUGUGAUCCGUUCUGAGCUGUGACUCUACCUCCUUCUGCGGCGAUUACGCGCGAGGAUUCAGCCUCGUGGGCGCUCUGAUAAACGCAGUGUCAGCGCAGUGGCCCUGGAUCUUGGGCGGGGACGUCACCGUCUCUGGGAGACAGAGGGUACCUUUGGUGUCUCCGACAAGCCACGGUGGGAUGUCGGCCCACAAUGCCUCGUGGUCCGGUUACGUGCGGGACCGUGGUCGGAAAUGCGUUGCGGGGAACUGGACUGAGUGUUGGGAAACACCGAGGACAGAAACCGGCCUCCUCUUCGGCUCCUGCUCCCCGGGACCCAGACCUCGUCCCAUCCGCACAACGCCAGCCUGGGUGUGGGAUUCCAAGAGCGAAACCGCUCACGGGGAAACCGUCUCGAAGACGCGGUGUGGGGGUGCGUGUUCCCGUGAAAUACCCCGCUUUCCCGUCUGUUGGGGAAUGACCACGGGACAGAGCUCUCGGUUUUGCAGGUGCUGAGACCUUCCGUGUUAUUUUUCGUCUUGGAUACUCUGUGGGUACCCGUGUUCAGGUGACGCCAUGGCUUUGCUUCAUUUAUACUUUUUCUUUGCGCUGGCGUAGAAAAUCUUACAUCGCCCACUGUAAAAAAAAAACACAAAAAAAACAAAAACAAAACAACCCUAUUAGCUGUUAGCUCGUAUUAGUAACAUUUUAGAGGGGACAUACGGGGUGAUAUCGGCAGGUCUGUCUCGCUGGACUCGAUGGAGAUGAUACUUACAGGACUUUUCAAUGUGGCCACGAAUAUCAGAAGCAACAGUGGGCACAUCCGUGGAGAUUUGCUCAGGAGAGCCCCCCCAAAUCCCAAAUACGUAGGCUUCCAUAUGGGUUGUGGGCUAGGUCUCCAAAGAGAGAGGCUUGGAAACAGAAACUCUCUUUAAAAAAAACAACAAAC
This is a messenger RNA of Molossus molossus (Pallas's mastiff bat), 2579 nucleotides long. RefSeq names its product Xg glycoprotein (Xg blood group) (gene XG). Gene Ontology annotation, biological process: homotypic cell-cell adhesion; T cell extravasation; positive regulation of neutrophil extravasation. The record is from RefSeq and is a predicted model, not a curated record. The transcript has 8 exons. Lineage: Eukaryota; Metazoa; Chordata; Mammalia; Chiroptera; Molossidae. The coding region runs from base 947 to 1657 and encodes 236 amino acids.